Insectozyma verbasci is the source of this 1257-nucleotide messenger RNA. The record is from the annotation of a GenBank genome assembly. Lineage: Eukaryota; Fungi; Ascomycota; Pichiomycetes; Serinales; Debaryomycetaceae.
AUGACUUCACCAGUAAUUAAUGAAUCAUUUUUACAAUGGGAUGCUGCUCAAGUAUCAACUUAUAUUAAUUCAAUUCUAUCUCCAGAUCAAAGACCAAUUAUAGGAAAUGUAUUUUUAGAUAAUAAUAUUGAUGGUUCAUUAUUGCCGUUCCUUACUACUGAACAUUUAAAAGAAGUUGGUAUAAUGUCAUUACAAACUAGAUUAUUAAUUAAAAAGCAAAUUAAUGAAUUAAUUACUCAACACUAUAAAAAACAUUCACCUCCAAAGACAUUAAAUGAUCCAGAUUAUAAACUAAAUCAUAUAAAUAUAAAUAAUAACUAUGUUUCCAUAGAAUCAUUAAACUUAUCAACUGUGUUAAUGCAGGAUAUGAUGAAAAAGAUUAGUUUAGAUAUACAAAAGGAUUCAAAUUUAACAUCACCAAUGUCACCUGCUCAGGAUGAAAUUAAAAAAUUAAGUGAUAAUUUUACGAAAUUAAAAACCGAUUUAAUUCCUGUAAUUAGACUAUUAAAAGAUUCAAAACCAUUACCAACACCAACAUUAGAUCCUGGGCCAGUGUCCGUGGAAUCACAAAGUUAUUUCAAUUCUCAUGAGCCUGAAGAAAAAGAAUCACGACCUACUAGUACAUUAUAUGGAAGUAAUAAAAAUUCAGCACAACCAAGUCCAUUAUCUAAUAGAUUUUCAUCAGGUACUAUUCUAUCAAUGGGUACUGGUAAAAUCAUACCUCAAUCGGUACCAAAACUAAAUGAAUUAAAACCAAAAGAUUUCAAAUUGAAACCAAUUCCUCAUAGUGAUUCCAAUAAAAGUUUAAACUCCGAAUCAAAACCAAAGUUAUCUCAAGAAAUUUCAUCAAAUAGUACAUCAACAAUAGGUAGUAUUGCAAAGUCAAAUAAUAUGAGUACUCAUACGGUCAAUACUAAUCAAGCAUCACAUUCAAGUGGGAAUGAACCUUUAAAACAAUUAAGAGCAUCAACUGAUGAUUCAUGUUUGAAAAUAUUACAACAAGCAAUGAAAAGGCAUCAUAUACCAAGAGAUGAUUGGUCUAGAUAUGUAUUAGUUAUAUGUUAUGGCGAUAAAGAACGAAUAUUGAAAUUAGCAGAAAAACCAGUUGUCAUAUUCAAAGAAUUACAAGAAUUAGGUAAACAUCCAGCAAUUAUGUUAAGACAAUUAGCUGAAACGACUCCAGAUGUAGAUUAUGAUAACAGUCCAUUAUAUGAAGAUGCUAGAAUUGGUCAAGAUAUCCCUGGUGGUUUAUUAUAA